AUGCGGGAGGUCCUUUCCCCGCAUCGCUCCGCAACCCAACUCCGCAGCCGCCGGCACCGAGACCCCCCCAGGACCCCCCCCCGGACCCCCUCCAGGACCCUCUCCAGGACACCCCCCAGGACCCCCUCCAGGACCCUCUCCCCACCCCGGACCCCCGCAGCGGUGAGUCCGAACCGACCCCGAACCCCUCCCCCUUCAGGACCCCCCCCAGCACCCCCCCGCAGGACCCUCUCCAGGACCCUCUCCAGGACCCCCCCCAGGACCCCCUCCAGGACCCCCCCAGGACCCCCUCCAGGACCCCCCCCCAGGACCCUCUCCCCCGCCCGGACCCCCGCAGCGGUGAGUCAGAACCGACCCCGAACCCCUCCCCCUCCAGGACCCCCCCAGGGACCCUCUCCAGGACCCUCUCCAGGACCCUCUCCCCCCCCCGGACCCCCGCAGCGUGCCCCCCGACCUGAGCCUGCUGGGAUGGCAGCGAUGGACACCGAGGGGGAGCUGCCCCCACAGGACCCCCCCCAGGACCCCCCCCCGGACCCCGAGCUGCCAGAGGAGACCUCCGCGGUACCACCCAGCCCCGUGCCCCUGGCGCCACCAGUGCUGCCUAUCCCCCACACCCCCAGUGCCACCCACACCAAUGCCACCAGUGCUGCCUAUCCCCUUCCACCCCAGCGCCACCCACCCACCCCCCACAUCCCCAGCGCCACCCCCAACCCCACCUCGGUGCCCAUCUCUCCCCGCAGCCCACCCUUGCCCACCGCCCUCCUCCAGCACCCACCCGGCCAGAUCCCCGCGCAAAGCUCCUGCCCGCGGAGCCGCCGAGUCCUCUGCCCCGCGGGUGGGUUCGGCCCCGCUGAAGGAGCUGCUGAGGCUCCGCGGGGGUCGCCUGCGCCCAACCAUCUGCGGCGAUGCGGGAAGGGCUUCAGCCGCAGCUCGGACCUGGCUCGGCACCAGAUCACCCACACCGGGGAGCGACCCUACAGCUGCGGCGCCUGCGGCAAGAGCUUCAGCCAGAGCUCCAACCUCGCCACCCACCGCCGGAUCCACACCGGCGAGAAGCCCUACGGCUGCGGGCACUGCGGGAAGCGCUUCAGCGAGAGCUCGGCGCUGGUCCAGCACCAGCGGACCCACACCGGCGAGCGGCCCUACGGCUGCGUCGACUGCGGGCGCCGCUUUAGCGUCAGCUCCAACCUCAGCCGCCACCGCCGCACGCACGGCCGCCAGGGGGCGCCGCACGCCUGCCCCAGCUGCGGCCACGGCUUCCGCCACAAGGCGCAGCUGCGGCGCCACCAGAAGCUGCACGGAGAGGCUGCGCCCAUGGAGCAGGAGGAGCCUUGCGUGGUGGAGCUGCAGGACUCGGAUGAGGAGGACCUGGUGCGGAGAGUCUACAUCGCCCCCACAGUCCCCUGCCCCCCAGAAGCGAGAAACGCGGGGGUGGGGGUGGCCAAGUCAGCUCCGGCGGCGCAGGGGGUGUGGGUGGGGCCGCAACCUCCACCGUGGUUUUUGUGGGGGAGGAGGAAGAAGAAGAAGGAGGAGGAGGAGGAGGAGGAGAAAGCCUCGGGGCAGGGGUGGUUGGGGGACGGCCCCGAGGGGGGGGGUCGCCAACGUCCUUUUAUCUGCAACGAGUGCGGGAAGAGCUUCAGCCAUUGGUCGAAGCUGCUACGGCACCAACGCACCCACACCGGCGAGCGGCCGAGCACCUGCGGCGAGUGCGGGAAGAGUUUCAGCCAGAACUCCCAUCUGGUCCAGCACCGCCGCACCCACACAGGCGAGAAACCCUACAGCUGCGGCCACUGCGGCAAGAGCUUCAGCUGGAGCUCCAACCUCAUCCAGCACCAGCGCAUCCACACCGGCGAGAAGCCUUACAGCUGCGGGCAGUGCGGGAAGAGCUUCACGCAGAGCAAGAACCUCAUCAAGCACCAACGCACCCACUCGGCCGCCCGCCCCCACCGCUGCGCUCAGUGCGGCAGAGGCUUCGCUCAAAGCACCAACCUGCAGAAACACCAAAGGGUCCACGCGGCCCACGGGCAGCCCCCGGCCUGCCCCGACUGCGGGCAGAGCUGCCGCGAUGGAGCCGAGCUGGAGAGGCACCGGGCACAGCAGCACGGGCAGGAGCCCUUCAUCUGCGUGGAGUGCGGGGAGAGCUUUGCCCGCAGUGCCACCCUCAACCGCCACAAGCGAGUCCACAAGCCGCUGUUUGCCCGCUGAGGGGAGGGGCGAGGGGGUGCGGGCAGGAGGGGAAGGGCCUGAGGGCGUGGGGAGGAGGUGGCGGCGGCGCUGGAGCUCGGCAGAGCGGGGGAGAGGCGGCGCUGGAGCUCAGGGACACGGCAAGCUCACGGACGUGGGGAUGUGGAGCUGGUGGGUGUGGAGGGCGUGGAAGGGUCGUGUGGAGCUCAGGAACGUAAGGACAUGGAGCUCGUGGACGUGGGAGCGUGGAGCUGGUGGAUGCAGGGGCACAGAGGAGCUGUGACAUGGAGCUCGUGGAUGCAGGGGCACAGAGGAGCUGUGACAUGGAGCUCGUGGACAUGGGAGCAUGGAGCUCAUGGAUGCAGGGACACAGAGGAGCUGUGGGAACAUGAUGGUGUGGAGCUUGUGGCCAUGGGGACACGAGAGGGUCGUGACAUGGAGCUCAUGGCCACAGGAACAUGGAGCUUGUGGACACAGAGGUCGUGGCUUGGAGCUCAGGAACAUAGGGACAUGGAGCUCAUGGACGUGGGGAGCUCACAGAUGUAGGAACAUGGAGAGGUUGUGGCAUGGA
Messenger RNA from Pogoniulus pusillus (Red-fronted tinkerbird), 2755 nucleotides. Its product is annotated as zinc finger protein 345-like. Gene Ontology annotation, cellular component: nucleoplasm. Lineage: Eukaryota; Metazoa; Chordata; Aves; Piciformes; Lybiidae. The record is from RefSeq and is a predicted model, not a curated record. Bases 1 to 2205 code for a protein of 734 amino acids. The transcript is spliced from 6 exons. Gene Ontology annotation, biological process: regulation of transcription by RNA polymerase II. Gene Ontology annotation, molecular function: RNA polymerase II cis-regulatory region sequence-specific DNA binding; DNA-binding transcription repressor activity, RNA polymerase II-specific.